UUACCCGAGACGAGGGGGGAGGAAAUGGCGAGCGAGGAAUACGAGGUCGACAAGAUCGUGGAGCACAAGUGGGACAAGAGGAAGCGGAAGCGGAUGUAUAAAGUCAGAUGGGUAGGAUACGGCCCCUUUUACGACACCUGGCAGUCGGCGAAGGACCUCAAGAACGCGCACGAGGUCCUCAGGAAGUACAAGAGG
Molecule: messenger RNA, 195 nt
Organism: Schizophyllum commune H4-8
Lineage: Eukaryota; Fungi; Basidiomycota; Agaricomycetes; Agaricales; Schizophyllaceae
Product: structural insights For Mpp8 Chromodomain interaction with histone H3 lysine 9
Exons: 1
Source: RefSeq, a predicted model, not a curated record